GCUCCGCCGCCGCCGCGUUGAGUGGAAGGGAGGAGUAGGCCCCACAGUGUAGGCAGCUCACAGGCAGUUCAUCCUCGCCGACUCUGCCUCAAACUAGCAAUAGUUUUUUUUGUUGUAACUAUUAGAAAUUAUGACACCUCUCCGUACAAGGUUGCAAACGCGUGAAAGCUAGUGAGGAAUAGUCCCCGAAGGAUCAUAUUGGAGAACGUUUUGAAUCUUCUAUAUGGGCCAUUUUCUUUCAAAAAAUGGUAAACGCGUGAAGAAAAGAAGACGGAAAGUUAGAAAGAACUGCUUUCUUCGUGGACCUUGUAUGCUAUGCUUCAUUGUUCACAAUACUUCUGCCCUUGAUGAGGAUCAGUUUGAAAGUGCAUCCAAAGCAGCAGAAAGAUACACUGCAUUGACUACUACGGAGGAGUGUGCUAAGUUUCUUCUUUCCCCAAAGGAACUUAGUAUCUGGGAAGAACAGGGUAAAAGUUUGCUUUCCAGUGUUCCAGCAAAGCUCAUUGGACCCCCUCUGUUUAGAACAGUUUGUUCAGACUAUUCCGAGAUGCCAGUUUGCAAGCGUAAAUGUGCUGGCGUACAAGCUUGUACACCUUGCAAACUGCCUCGUUCUGCAGUCGGAAGAGUUCCUGAGACUGGAUUAAAUAAUGACAUAGCACAGUGUCCAGUGUCUGUAUGUACUUUGCCUACAUCCACAGCAGAAUGUACAAAUUUGGGACUUGAGGGGAACAUGGGUGACUGCUCUUCUUUGCUCCAGCAACCAUUGUCCCCUUUGGGAUCUGAAGAUAGUGAAGUUAUUACCCCAGAAAAUCUUACAGAUUUAAGAAUGGAAUCUGAGCCACCGAAUAUUAAUCAGCUUCCUUCGUCUAUACUUCUAAAGGUCUUUGCUCAUUUAUCUUUGAAGGAAAGAUGUCUUUCGGCAUCUUUGGUUUGCAAGUACUGGCGCGAUCUUGGUCUAGAUUUCCAAUUUUGGAAGCAGCUGGACCUCAGUGGGCGACAGCAGGUCACCGAUGAUGUACUCAAGCGAAUUGCAUCAAAGAACCGAAACAGAAUCCAAAUUAAUAUAUCUGAUUGUCGAAAUAUCUCUGACACUGGAGUGAGUUCCAUAGCAAUGCAGAGUCCAGGACUGCAGAAAUAUAUAGCAUAUCGAUGCAAGCAACUUAGUGACAUUUCGCUCAUUGCAAUUGCUUGCCAUUGCCCUUUACUGCAGAAAGUGCAUGUUGGAAACCAAGAUAAGCUAACGGACGAAUCUUUACAACAGCUGGGAGAGAAAUGUCCAGAUGUCUUGGAUAUCCAUUUUGGUCAAUGUUACAAGAUCACAGAUGAAGGCAUGAUGGCAUUAGCACGGGGCUGCCCAAGGCUGCAGAAAAUCUACAUGCAGGAAAACAAACUGGUGACCGAUAAGUCGGUGAAAACAUUUGCAGAACAUUGUCCUCUGCUGCAAUAUGUGGGUUUUAUGGGAUGCUCUGUCACAUCCCAAGGAGUGAUUCACCUCACAAGGCUGAAGGAGCUCAUCAGUCUCGAUCUACGUCACAUAACUGAAUUGAAUAAUGAAACAGUAAUGGAAGUGGUGAAGAGAUGCAAGAAUUUAAGCGCUCUGAAUCUAUGUCUGAACUGGAGCAUUAAUGACAGAUGUGUGGAAUUCAUAGCUAAGGAAGGAAAGAGCCUGAAGGAGCUGUACCUGGUAUCCUGUAAGAUCACUGAUUACGCUUUGAUAACGAUUGGGCAAUAUAGUGCAACCAUUGAAACAGUGGAUGUGGGCUGGUGUAAAGAAAUCACAGAUAAAGGAGCAACCCAAAUCUCACAGACCAGCAAGUCCCUCAGGUAUUUGGGGCUUAUGCGGUGUGAUAAGGUGAAUGAAGAUACAGUAGAACGUCUCGUUCAAGAAUACCCGCAUAUCACCUUCAGCACUGUGAUGCAAGACUGCAAGCGGACACUGGAACGAGCCUAUCAGAUGGGAUGGAUUCCGAAUACAUCAACAGCAUCAUAAUGCUGAGAACUAUUUUGUGUAAACUAAUUGUGUGGUUCUUGUAAGUCUCAAAUUCAUAAAUACAGUAAAGAGUGGUUGCAAGAGACCAUCACAAAAAUAAUAAGCUGUGUCGAACUGAAUUAAUAACCACAAAAAAGACAAUGCAUUUCCAUUUUCUGUUCCUGUUUUGACAAUCCUUUCCCUUUAAAGAUUCAAAUCAUGGAUUUUUAGAUAUCCAUGGAAGGAGUUUAUUUUUAAAGGAACAUUAAUAAUUGACAGCAGGUAUUGUUUUUAACCCAAGUGGGUUUAUUUUAUGAAUUAUUUGACGCCAGUUGUCAUUUUGUCUUUGAAACAGCUGUAAUUAAAUCUUCUGCAAUGUAUUAGUUUAAAGUAAACAGUAUGUCUUUUCUACAACAUACUUUCUGCAUUUUGCUACAUCUGAGUCCCUAACGGAUGUAAUGCGAACUUUCAAAUAUGACUAUAAUCUGUUAAUUUCAUCUGGUUAUAGUUUUGUUUAACAACUCCUCUCUUUGUUAAUCUCUGUUGAGAUUGCAUCUCAUUUAUUAAUAAGCUUGGUUAAAAAUCUGAAUUCCAUUUUAUUAAGCUUUAUUCAUCCAUGAAAUAAUCAAUUACUACUGAUGAUAAAGAAUAGCAAUGAUUUUACUGUAGGUAGAAGAAUCAAUGGAGUGUUUUCCCCCCAAAUCCAGAUUUAGCUGUAGCCAGCAGGUCCAAUAAUGUUGAUGUACUUCGUUACUGUUUUUACGUUUUAUUUCACCUACACAGUUGUUCAGAAAUAGCUUGUGUAGGACAUAAUUUUUAUAAUACAAAAAUCUAAAUAAAACUAAUUUUUGCCAGUUAUAAAAUUGUUGUAAAUAUUGUGCCUGAACACUUUAUUAAUUAACACAAGAAAGUGACCGAGGGUACUAAUUAAAAUUGACAAAAUAACACUGGAUUAUUGUGUUGUUUAAGACGGCUUUAAAUGACCAUAUCCAGUGAGAAAACUACAAUCCUAAUACCAAUAAACUGUCGUUUGUCCAGUUUUGACCAAAGAGAUCCAGAAUAUAGAAUAAGUUUGCAGUUUCUUCUUGCUUACAUAAGAUAAUUCAUUAUGUUUUGACAUUUUCUGAAUAACUUACGUCAUCAGAUGUUAAGGGAAGAGGUAUAUGCAGUGUGGAAAUCAAAUUUGUUUAAUUUGUUAAAGGUUCAUUGGAGAUAAAUAGUUUCACAGAAAAAUGUAGGAACCGUAAAAAUUAUUUGUCUAUUAAUGUGUGUGUGCGUGUUUUAAAUAUAUGCAAUUGUUAUGAAAUAUACAUUGAACAGGCCAGUUGUAUGAUCUGCUUCAAAGUUCUUUGACUCGGCUAAAAAUGAGGAGGUGGUAGCAAGGAAAAAGAAAGGGCAAUUUAACUGUAAAGGCAACCUUUUUAUAGUCCAUACUGAAACGGAACAAAUCGAGACAACUGACAGUAGCAAUAUGGUGUAUCUAACUGGAAGUCUCCAUGGGCCAUGCCUCAAAACCGCAGCAUUCGUGAUAAAUAGGUUUGUCAAUUUUUAAUUAGAUUGAUUUUCUCAGGUCUUGCAGAGUUGUCUCUUUUAUGUAAGAUUCAGCCAUUUCUAAGUAUUGCACCUUUCUGUUAAAUUCUUCAAAUGUAUCUGAGUUUUGGAGUCAAUAAUUAAUGUGAAUGAUUUUAAUUUGAAGAUUUCACCAACAAAGAGUGUUUUCUGU
This is a messenger RNA of Leucoraja erinaceus (little skate), 3692 nucleotides long. It is a transcript of the gene fbxl17, whose product is annotated as F-box and leucine-rich repeat protein 17. Gene Ontology annotation, molecular function: protein binding. The coding region runs from base 224 to 1990 and encodes 588 amino acids. Lineage: Eukaryota; Metazoa; Chordata; Chondrichthyes; Rajiformes; Rajidae. Gene Ontology annotation, cellular component: SCF ubiquitin ligase complex. Gene Ontology annotation, biological process: SCF-dependent proteasomal ubiquitin-dependent protein catabolic process. The record is from RefSeq and is a predicted model, not a curated record. The transcript is spliced from 10 exons.